AUGUCGGGCGGCGGCGGGGUGAAGAAGCGCGGCUCGGCGGGGCCGGAGGAGGAGAAGAUGCUGGCGGGCGGCGGCGGCGGCGCGGGCGCGGGGGGCCCGGCGCAGGAGAACGGGUGCGCGGCGGCGCCGGCCUGCGGCGGGGAAGGCGAGGAGGUGGCGCUCAAGCGGACCAUCACGCUGGUGAACGGGGUGGCCAUCAUCGUGGGCACCAUCAUCGGCUCGGGCAUCUUCGUGGCGCCCACGGGCGUGCUGCGGGAGGCGGGCUCGCCGGGCCUGUCGCUGGUGGUGUGGGCGGCCUGCGGCGUCUUCUCCAUCGUGGGCGCCCUCUGCUACGCCGAGCUGGGCACCACCAUCUCCAAGUCCGGCGGCGACUACGCCUACGUGCUGGAGGUCUACGGGCCCCUGCCCGCCUUCCUCAAGCUCUGGGUCGAGCUGCUCAUCAUCCGGCCCUCGUCCCAGUACAUCGUCGCCUUCGUCUUCGCCACCUACCUGCUCAAGCCCCUCUUCCCCACCUGCCUCGUCCCCGACGCCGCCGCCAAGCUCGUCGCCUGCCUCUGCGUCCUGUUGCUCACAGCGGUGAACUGCUACAGCGUGAAGGCUGCCACCCGGGUGCAGGACGCCUUUGCGGCUGCCAAGCUCUUGGCUCUCACCCUCAUCAUCAUCCUCGGCUUUGUGCAGCUGGGAAAAGGUGAUGUAGUGAACCUGAGCACUGAACACUCCUUUGAGGGCACAAACCUCGAAGUCGGGAAAAUCGUCUUGGCCCUGUAUAGCGGCCUUUUUGCUUACGGAGGCUGGAAUUACUUGAAUUUCGUGACCGAAGAGAUGAUCAACCCGUACAGAAACCUGCCCCUGGCCAUCAUCAUCUCUCUGCCGAUCGUGACCUUGGUUUACGUCCUCACCAACCUGGCUUAUUUCACCACCCUGUCGGUAGAUGACAUGUUGUCGUCAGAAGCAGUUGCCGUGGAUUUUGGGAACUAUCACCUGGGAGUCAUGGCGUGGAUCAUCCCAGUCUUUGUCGGCUUGUCGUGUUUUGGUUCUGUCAAUGGGUCCCUCUUCACUUCGUCCAGGCUCUUCUUCGUGGGGGCUCGCGAAGGCCACCUGCCCUCCCUCCUCUCCAUGAUCCAUCCUCGGCUCUUCACUCCCCUCCCCUCACUCAUCUUCACGUGCAUCAUGACCCUGAUGUAUGCCUUCUCCAACGACAUCUUCUCCGUCAUCAACUUCUUCAGCUUCUUCAACUGGCUGUGCGUGGCGCUGGCGAUCAUCGGCAUGCUGUGGCUGCGCUACAAGAAGCCGGAGCUGGAGAGACCCAUAAAGGUCAACCUCUCCUUGCCCAUCUUCUUCAUCCUGGCUUGCGUCUUCCUCAUCGUGGUCUCCUUCUGGAUGACCCCCAAGGAGUGCGGCAUCGGCUUCACCAUUGUCCUCAGCGGGCUCCCGAUUUACUACAUUGGCGUCUGGUGGCAAAACAAACCAAAGUGGCUGCUGCAGCUGAUAUACUCCACGACAGUUCUCUGCCAGAAACUGAUGGAAGUGGUCCCCCAAGAGUCUUAAAAGAACCGGAGAAGCGUCUGCGCGUACGGUUUGAAGCCAGCGCACAACCUUUUAGUUUUGAAAACGCGAGUAUUUCCGACUCCUUGUCAAAAAAGAAAAAAGAAAAAAAAUCCAAGUCGGGGGCCUCCGAGGGAACCAGCCCCUGGAACUCCACAGCCCUCGCGCCCCGAACCCCACUCCCGUCCCUUGCUUCUUAUCCACAUCACUCCAGGCAGCUGACCAAUGCAGAGAAGAAGAAGUUUCGGGGUACAAACUUGAAUCUCGCGUGAAGAGAAGCGUCUGCCGGAAACCUCCGCGAGGUCUCAAUCGGUCAUAGAGCCGGAGGGCCCAACAAGAAUCCGUUCUGUUAACGUUUACAUGAGUGGCUACGCUCAUUUAGGUCAGUUCUUGAUUGGGCUUUUCUUCGUCGUCGUCAUUCGUCUUUUUUGUUAGCAGUUUAAAUUUUCUCCAUCCAAGGAAAACGAGGUUCCAGCAUUCCACACGCCCCUCCAGAUCUGCCAAAAGAGAAAUAUCCUGGGCUACUGAUUUACCUGCUGAAGCAGAGUAUGCCAGGGGAAAAAAACGGUUUUUCUUAAGCGUUACGCUCCUGAACACGAACAGACGGGGACUCGCAGAAUACAAUAAAAUGGGACCUUGCCUUGCGGACCAGCGCAGAUAUAUCGUUCCAGUCCAGACGGACUUGGCUACUCCAACACGAACUUCUUUAUUUGUGUUGUUAUUGUUAUUUUUUUUUUAGAGAUUUCUUUUUUUAAAAAAAACUCCCCCCCCCCCUUUGAGACUCCCAUGUAGUUCCGCUUUGUUAUCAACUUGCAAUAAAUGUUUUGUAUGUC
This is a messenger RNA of Heteronotia binoei (common prickly gecko), 2378 nucleotides long. It is a transcript of the gene SLC7A5, whose product is annotated as solute carrier family 7 member 5. The transcript has 10 exons. Bases 1 to 1548 code for a protein of 515 amino acids. Gene Ontology annotation, molecular function: neutral L-amino acid transmembrane transporter activity; L-amino acid transmembrane transporter activity. NCBI's taxonomy places the organism in Eukaryota, Metazoa, Chordata, Lepidosauria, Squamata, Gekkonidae. The record is from RefSeq and is a predicted model, not a curated record. Gene Ontology annotation, biological process: amino acid transmembrane transport; neutral amino acid transport. Gene Ontology annotation, cellular component: membrane.